AAAAUAUUUAAGUUUCACUCUGACUGUGUGACUUUCAAUAGUUUAAUUUAGAGGAAUUAAUACUACACAGUAAAAAUGGAAACAAAAGACUUCGUUGGAAGCAGUUAAAAGCUCAUGUUUAAAGUACUUUUCCGUGCUUGAAAGUUACCUACAUUUUUGACCGACAACUUUCAACUUUACGUUGGCGCGUAAAAUUAAACAACGUUCCAUUUUGUAGCAGUGUUGUUUUCUACAAUAGUGAUUGUAAUAUCUUAAAGCUGAUUAUAUUUUUGUUAUCAUGUUCUCUACAUUUACUUGAUUGGUAUUUAGAACAUAUCUUGUGGAUAAGAUGAAUGCGGAUCUGUGAUGAUGUAUUUAUUUCGAGUUUUUACAGCCAUUCUCAUAGAUAUGUAGCUCAUACAGUGCAGAACAGAACGUAAUUCGUUCAAACAAGUCGUAACAAGUUGCCGGAAAUUUUAAAUUUCAAAACCGAUUUAUCGCAUUGCUAAUUGCUAUGGUGCUUCUUCAAGUAGCGUUAUUUCAUUUUGUAUUAAUUGAAUUAAGAAUACUAUGGAUAAUCCUGUCUGUAUAUCGCAAUACUUUACGAAUAAACAAAAUGUGAGAUCAUUUGGUAAUAUUAUAAAAUUGAACAUCUUGAAUAACGAAAAUGAAGAAAGUUUUAAUAAAUUCCUCUUUCAAGAUGAGAACUUGGUAAGUGAUAUGACUCCUGAUUUGUUAAAUAUUUUAUCAAGUCUCAGAAUAAACCUGAAGAAUAAAUCUAAACUAGAAUUUAAGAACUAUUUCCCUUUAGAUGAGGUUCCAGACUUGCAUGCAAUAAACAAAGAAUGUAUUUUAAGUCAUUGUUGGAAGGCAUUGUGUGAAAUAGUUCCAAAACAAGUUUUUGGAAAUAAUCAAAAUAAUAAAAUAUUUAAAAAUUUAGUCCGGACAGCUAUCUACAGUAUGAAACGCCAACAUUUUGUCCUUGGAAAAUUAAUAGCAAGUUGGAACAUGGAGAUAUCUCCCUGGAAAGGCCUUGAGACUACUAAUGCUCAGAGAAUAUUGUUUACUAUUAUUUUGUGGAUACUUAAAUAUGUCCUAUCAUCACUGAUUUGUUUAAAUUUUUAUGUUACCACUUGCAAAUUGGACGCAAAUGAAAACAAACUUUAUUAUUUUUGGAAGUACCAAUGGCAGAGCUUUUAUGACAAGCAAGUUUCCAAAAUGGUUUUCACUAGAGUCAUACAGAAAUGUGAACCCUAUUCACUUGGCAAAAGGUCAAAGAAAAAUCACAGUCUUGCUGACAGGAGAAAAUUGAAAUUGUUAAGAAAAGAUAUUCCAAAGUUAUAUCUUAAUUUAAAAACAAAUAAUGAUUGCAGGCCUAUUGUUUGUUAUAAGAACGAUUCACUGACUCUUUCAGAAAAAUAUAAAAUAAGAGACAGAUUGAAAUUCUUGAGAUUAUUGACUGGAAAACCACCAAUAAAACUUGAAAAUCAGUACAAAACACUACAUGCCAAAUGGCUAGCAGCUAACAAGCCAAGACUUUAUUUCAUUAAAACCGAUCUCAGCAAUGCUUUUGGCUGCAUAAACAGAGAAAAGCUAUUAAAAAUAUUACCAGAGAAGCACAUGAGUUUGCAAAAGAAUGAAAAGUGUUUAUCAAUGAAGAAAAAAUUUGCUCAGCAGUACAGAGAUAUAAUAACAGAGUUGCGUAAACCGAUCUUAAUCCGGGCAGGAUCUACAGUUUAUGAAUGGAAAGAAGGAUUAGUGCAAGGGUAUAAAUAUUCACCUGCCCUUUCAGAACUGUAUUAUACAUGUUUGGAUGAAUUAUACUUUGCUGAGCACCUGAAAAAUUCUGAAAAUCAAGUUAAACUAUUUAUUAGAGUUGUUGAUGAUUAUUUGUACAUAACAGAUUCUUUAGAAGAUGCAUCAUAUUUUUUAGAUGCAUUAUCAAAUUACAGAAAUGUAAACUUUGAUAAAACUGAGGUGAAUUUUCAACAUGAAAGUAUCAAGUAUAGUGAGAAUAUAUUCUUCCUUGGAUAUUGUUAUAACACUUCUACAAUGCAAGUCAGCAGAGCCAGCAAUAUUUAUGCUGGACAAAUGUGCUAUAAAAUUGCAUUUACAAGUGGAUUUUCUGAUCUACCCAAGUUUAUUGAAAGCAGAAUUGGUCAAUCAGGCAUUCCAAUUAAUAGCCAUAUAUUUAACUUGAACUAUAAUAACGAAGAACUAAUCUGGAGGCAUAUAUUUACCACUUUCUGUCUGUCUUCAAACAAAUUCUGCACUAUCAUGGCAGUCCUUUGCAAUGAGCUAGAAAUGAAGAACUACCUACCACUUUACAAAAAGAGGGUAACAGUGAAAUUGAGUAACUCUAUAAUCGAAAUGUUAAUGAAGAAUAAGCCCAAGGAUUUUAUAUUUGUGUACUGUAUUAAUCAUUUUAGAUAUUUAGCAUGGAAGGCUUUGUACUUGUGUGCUAAGCUUACGCCAAAAUGUUCUGGGCUGGUUCCAUACAUAAAUAAUGAAUUGUCAAAAUGCAAUUGUAUAUUUGGAAAAUGGCGGGAACACGCGAGAAGAAUCGAUACAAAUGGCGAAUGUGAGCGAAAAGCUAUCAAAGAAGUUUGUAGAAGAACUGACUUGAGGAUAAUUUUUAGAGAUUUCGAUGUUUUACCUGAUGGAUUUCAAUGUUAUCAUCAUAAACGUUUAUUGUAAAAAUAAUAAAUAAAAAUCAAUUUUUGUAUAAUGUAAAAAA
Helicoverpa zea (corn earworm) is the source of this 2716-nucleotide messenger RNA. RefSeq names its product telomerase reverse transcriptase-like (gene Tert). Gene Ontology annotation, cellular component: telomerase catalytic core complex. NCBI's taxonomy places the organism in Eukaryota, Metazoa, Arthropoda, Insecta, Lepidoptera, Noctuidae. The transcript has a single exon. The record is from RefSeq and is a predicted model, not a curated record. The coding region runs from base 550 to 2676 and encodes 708 amino acids. Gene Ontology annotation, biological process: telomere maintenance via telomerase. Gene Ontology annotation, molecular function: telomeric repeat DNA binding; telomerase RNA binding.